Molecule: messenger RNA, 3783 nt
Organism: Marmota monax (woodchuck)
Lineage: Eukaryota; Metazoa; Chordata; Mammalia; Rodentia; Sciuridae
Gene: CUNH1orf159
Product: chromosome unknown C1orf159 homolog
Exons: 13
Coding region: 1946-2740 (264 amino acids)
Source: RefSeq, a predicted model, not a curated record
UCACCGGUUCCGAGCUUUCUGUUCUCUAGGGUCCUCUCAAUCUCCCUGAUCAGCAGAUGGAGUGACUCACUAGAGUUGCAGAACCCAGAGAGGGGUCCCGUCAUUCUCUGUCCUGGCUGACCUUAGAGGACAAGGGUCAAAACGUUGGCUGCUUUUUCCUUGGCCCUUUUACUUCCUUGACUUUUGUCUCCAAGUUUUUGGUUUUAAACACCCAGCAAGCCUGUUUCACCAGUCAGAUGGCCAAAGUUGUGACUUAGUCCGGAGUUCAGUUUCCUUUUUCUCAAAGUGGACCAUGAUGGAGCAACCAGUACUGUCCCCUAACUCUCCUGCAGUUGGCUGUCAACAAGUUCACCAGCACCAUGAAUCCUCAUCAUGGGAAUGGGGUUCCUUGGAGAGCCAGGCCUGCCCAAGAAAUCUGGAGCAGGGGCUACUCUCGGUUGCUAAGUUUGUUGUUGAAAGCUUGGUCUUGAGAUUUUCAAAGUAGAAAAUGAACUGCAUUUAGUUAAUUGUUGAAGUGUAAUUUACGUCCAGUGAGGGGCACAGGUCUUGUAUCCAGUUCCAUGGGUUCUGAUAUACACAUCCACCCACUUACUCCAUGCUCCUGUCAGAUGUAGUACCUGCCCGUCAUCCCUUGAGGUUGCCUUUCAAGCCUUUCAGGACCGUGCCUCAGCAAGUGUUUGUGACCUGACCACUUUCUGUAGUGUCAUGGAGUCACAUCCCACCUACAGCUGUGCCACCCACCACUCAGCCAUAUGGGUGUAUUUCUGGUGUGGCUAAAGAAGUUAUGUGCAAUUUUGGACCGUUUUUGUGGGCAUGUGUUUUUCUUUCUCUUGGGAGGACAGCAGGAGUGCCACUGCCAUGGCCAGGUGUGCAGUUCCUCAGCUCUGCAUCCCCACCAUCCAGGUGCCUGGUGUCUGUCAUUCAUCUCCCAUGGUGUGAUGAUGGCAUGCAUUUUUCUUCUGUGUAUUAUGUGCUCAGAUGUCUGUUCUGAAGUGUCUCAAGGCUUCACCAUGUUUUUUAUUACUGAGUUGUGACAGUCUAAUCUGUAUUCUAUAAACAGGGCUUUUAUUAGGUAGUAUUUGUCUUGCAAAUAUUAACACCCCACACUCUUUUUUUUUUUUUUUUGGCUACAGGGGAUUGAACCCAGAGGUUCUUUACCACUGAGCUAUGUUCCAAUCAUUUUUAAGAUUUUGAGGGGCUUCACUAAAUUGCCUUGGCCUCCAGAGUCCCAUUCUUUGAACUGCCUAUUCAUGUUAUCAAUAGUGUAAUUUACAUUUUUUUAUUUUGGAACAGAUUUAGACUCUUAUUUUGGGACAGAUGCACUUGCCCCGAGAUAACGGCUCACCUGACCUUGUUCGAACUUGCCCUGAGGUAACGACGGGCUCACCUGACCUUGGUGCCCUUAUAAGUUAUGGGGCUGCAGUGGCAUCACUGUGCAUGUCCCCAGCUUUGCCCCUCCAGGGCCCAAUGCAGGACCCCACAUUGUGUUUGGCUGCUGUGUCUUCCCCAGGCUGUGGCUGUGUCUCACUCUCUGGUGAAUUCUUAGGAUCUGAAGAGGCUUGGUGGAGUGUUUGUAGAACAUCCUGUUUGGGUUCCUCAGGUGGACUGACAUGAGGGACUGUCACGUCACUCAUGGCAGACUGAAGGAGCACCAGGGGUGAUCAGGACCUCAGUGGACAGAACUUGCUGAUAGAUCUGAUUACAUAAUCAGAUCUAUGUGUCUGUAAUCUCUAACCUGGAACAUGCUGUUAGGCUGUUGCCACUCUGGCCUCAAACUGGAACAUCUCUGCAUUCUUCCUGAGGACCUGCCUGGAAAGGAAGUGGGGACUGCUGCUGUGGAAGAGUGUCCUCGGUGCCAAGGUGUCCUACAGUGUGCUGCUCCCACCCCGCAGCUGUGUUUAAGUGCAGAGUUUCCUGGAGGCCCCGCUGUCCUCCUGCUCCUGGCAUGGCACUGCAACGCUUCACGCUCCUGGCUGGCCUUCUGGUGGGAGUUGCCAGCAAGUCCACAGAAAGCGAGAGCCUGCUAUUGUCACCCCUCCAGGCCCAGCAGCCUGAGUGCUGUGUGGACGUGAUGGACGCCAACACCACAUGCCCAAGCACAGGCCUGUGUGGCCCAGGCUGCUAUAGACGCUGGAACGCGGACGGGAGCACCAGCUGCAUCCGGUGCAGGAACGGGACGGUGCUGACCUAUAACAGCUCUGAGUGCAGAAGCCUUGCUGCCUGGGGUGCGCAGUUCCCCAUGAACAGAAGCACAGGGCUGCCUGGACGGCCACAUUUUGAUUGUCCACAGUCCUUGGCCCUGAGCCAUCCUGUCCUGACACUGAGCAGGUACAGAUGGGCAAGGAGCAGCUGCCAGCACCCGAGAGGUAGAGUGUGGCAGAAGCACCUGCUGCAGGAAGCCUGGGCCUAUGUCCAGGUGUGCUGGCCCCUUGCUCCCUGUGAGGGCUCAGGGGGUUCGCACGUGGCAGCUUCCCUCUUCCUGGGGACGUUCUUCGUCAGCGCGGCUCUCAUCCUCUGUGUGGCUGGGUUCUUCUACCUCAAGCGCUCCAGUAAGCUCCCCAGGGUCUUCUACAGGAGAGACAAAGCCCCAGGCCUGCAGCCUGGCGAAGUCGCUGCAAUGAUCCCCCCACCACAGUCCUCAGUGCGAAAACCAAGAUAUGUCAGGCGCGAGCGGCCUCUGGACCGGGCCAUGGACCCUUCUGCCUUCUCCACAGCAGAGGCCCGAGUCAGCAACGUCUGACCUGGAAGCUGAUCAAGACUGCACUACCUGCAGCUUGGAGGCUGGAGGACUCCUCAAUGAGCCCCCCACACAAAGGGCUUGUCACCUGGGGCUUGGGACAGGCCAGACCUGGCUCCCAGUGAGUGACAGGCUGAAUGGGAACCACCCACUGGUUCUUGAAAGUCCUUUUGCUCCAUCCACACUGCUUGGUUUGACCAACAGGAGCGGGCAGAUGUGAGACUGGGGGCUCAGGCCACAGCCAGACCCACAUAGCCAGAACUGUUAGCAGACGGCAGGGGUCACUAGGCUGCUUUGCACCUUGAGAAACCAGGGGAGGCUCUACCGUCUGGAGUCCAUGGUAGCAGGACCCCUCCAGUACCCCCAGCCCAGUGGCCCCCACAGACCCUCUAAGAGGAGUGAAGCUGAGGCCUGGCCGGCAGGCAGGACGUGGCUGUGAACCAGCUGCCUAAGUCUGAGGCCUUCAGGUCGUCUUGCUCCUGUGGUGGCUGGGAGGCCACAGCCACACCCUCAGGAGCUACAGAACUGAGUUCCCUGAGGCACUGCUGUCCCAAUCCCAGUCCUUGCACCCCAGGCAUGACACACUGGCCAGCAGACACCCAGGCUGGGCACCCACAGUGUCCACACAUGGGUCUUCCACAUCCGAAUCCCCAGGUUUUCGGGCCCGUGGAAGGCAUGCUGGCCAGCGGCCCUUGCCCGGUGGUCCUGUCCCAGCCAUCCCAGGCCACCAGACACUGCCUGCACAUGGCUAGCUUGGCUGGGGCCACCAGCCCAGGCUUCCUGUAGAGGAGGCUCGAUGGUGGCCGCCUCCUACGUGCUGGGCUCAGCACUUAGUGGUCUGUCACCGUCCUCAGGUGUCCUGCCUCAUUUCCAUUGAGCCUGGCCCACUUCUUGGGGACGUGGCUGUGCUCUUGGCACUGUGAUUCUGUGUGCAGCUCAUCAUCCGCGAGUGGUGGACUUGAUCUCCGAGGCUGGCCAGCCACUGGCCCAGCAACAGGGGUGGGGUCCCAAUCUGAAGUCAAGUCGAGUAAACUAUUCAGAGCUUC